This is a messenger RNA of Alosa sapidissima (American shad), 2313 nucleotides long. Its product is annotated as B-cell receptor CD22-like. The record is from RefSeq and is a predicted model, not a curated record. NCBI's taxonomy places the organism in Eukaryota, Metazoa, Chordata, Actinopteri, Clupeiformes, Clupeidae. The coding region runs from base 27 to 1712 and encodes 561 amino acids. The transcript is spliced from 10 exons.
GCCAUAUUCAGCCGGAUGACACAGCCAUGUAUUCACAUGCAGCCUGCAUUGGUGUGAUGGUGUUUCUACUCUUCUGUCCAGGUGCUUCUGGAGUGCCUGUCUGGAGGGUCGACUUUACCACUGAAGGAAAAUGUGUCCCUCUGGGUUCAUCAGUAGAUAUAGGAUGCUCCUACACAUAUCCCAGUGAUAACAAAGUUGAAACAACUCUCUGGUUGAUACAAGACACAUUAGUGGAUUUCAGCAGCGCUCCUCAUCAGGGACGUCUGAUGUAUCUGGGUGAUAAUCAUAACAACUGCACCCUGAGAAUAACAGAUGUGAGACACAGUGAUGCUGGAGAAUAUAAGUUCAGAUUUAUUACUAAUACACCAGUUGGGAAAUGGACUUCUAAAUCAGCCUUUACUCUCUCUGUUGCAGCUCUGCAGGUAGCUAUGAGUCCUGCCUGGGUGACAAAGGGACAGACAUUGACACUGACCUGCAGCACCACCUGCCCUCUGAGUACCAACCCCACCUUCACCUGGUCCAAACCUCUUUCCAGCCAACCUAUUAUCAGGGGCAACACCCUGACUCUGACCUCAGUGAGUGAGAUAGAUGCAGGCAGUUACUCCUGUGCUAUAAAAGGACUUGAGGAUCAUCCCUCUUAUUCAGUGUGUGUUCUGGGUUGCUGGAGUGUGACCUAUAAUACUCCUCAGAGUAUCUGUGCUGUGGAGGGGUCAUCAGUGGACAUGAGCUGCUCCUACUCGUAUCCAAAUAAUGUGACAGUGACUAAAACUUUCUGGCAUAAACAAGGGUCUGUGGAGGAUUUAAAGAAUACGGGGGCAUAUAAGAAUCGUGUCACAUAUCUUGGGAACACCAGGAAUGAGUGUGGACUGAAAAUAGAAAGUGUGAGAGAGAGUGACUCAGGAGAAUAUCAGUUCCAGUUUAUAACAAAUGAUCCCAGAGGAAACAUGUCUGGAAGUCCUGGUGUUACUCUUUUGGUUUCAUCUCUGCAGGUCAUGAUGAGUUCUGCUGCAGUAACAGAAGGAGGAACUGUAUCCCUGACCUGCAACUCCACCUGUCCUGCAAACAACAUCACCUACACCUGGUUCCAGAACAGAGCACCUCUUACCCAACACACAUCCAGAGAUCUGAUCCUAGACCCAGUCAACAGUGAUGAUGCAGGCAAUUACUCCUGUGCUGAAGGAAAUGAAAAAUACCCCUCACCUGAAGUGACCCUCAGUGUCCAGUCUGGUGCAACACCACUGAAUAGAUUUCUUCUCAUAGCGGUGGGAGUUGUACUGGCUGUGACUUUUACCAUGGUGACUGGGAUUGUUUGUUUUAGAAGGAAGAGGAAGACAUCCACGGAGGGCACAGGAAGACAGACAUCAGAUGACAGAGGGAUGAGCAUGCAGAGAGAAGGAAUGCAGGACACUGAGCAGCAGGGAGACUCCAGUCUCGUCUACAACGUCUCUGCAGUGACCAGGACCUCUGACCAACAACACAGAGUGGACUCAGUAGAUCAAGAUGACGUAGCCUACGCCAGUGUCCAGUUCAAGACCAAAAACAAGGAUGGCGUCCCGGACUCUACAGCUGGGGAGGAGGCUUCAGUGAACGUCCUUAGUCCCUCUAGUGGUGCCAGUAUAGGAGGAUGCUGUGAUCUACAGCACCGUAAACAAACCCAGACGCUGAACACAAAGGACCACAGUCAGUGCCUGAUGACCUCAUUAGUGACCUGACCAUCUGUGCAUCUGCAGUGCCAACACAGGGCCAACCUGCAGCUAUAGAACUAGAAGGAAUAUUUCAUGUAUAACAUUGCAUGCAUUCAUGAGUUUGGAUGAACGGGUGAAUAGGGAUCAUUAUUUUUAGCUGUUUGCAUUAGAUUUGAUGUACUUGCAAUCCUUUAUGUUGCCUUUUGUAUUCAGUUGCCAUGUAAAUACAGUGAAUUCAAUAUGAUGUAUGUAACAGUGCGUUAUAUAUUGUGGAAAUUAUUGUAAUAUUGUUAUUGUAUUUAAUGAUCAUGUUUUCUUCUAUCUUUUCAGUAAUAUUCAGAUAUUGCAAAUGUACUUCAGUGUGUGUAAUAGACAUUUAUUGAAUACAUGCAAUAUUAUUUCAUAUGUUUUCUUUGUGCUUAUAUUUGUGUAGUGUAUGGAGAUACUGACACAAUCAAAAUGUGUUUUAAUUUUGUAUUAACAUAUAUGUUUUAUAUUAGAUUUCAUGUGAUGUAAUGAUUGGCUAUGGAAAUUGUGUAAACUCCAGAAGUGUUGUGAAGAGUGAUGCUGUGAAGAGUGAAGUUUGGUGAAUCAUAAGUGAUGUAUGUUACCUUGGUUAGCUAAUUAA